Rotaria socialis is the source of this 1500-nucleotide messenger RNA. The record is from the annotation of a GenBank genome assembly. Lineage: Eukaryota; Metazoa; Rotifera; Eurotatoria; Philodinida; Philodinidae.
AUGUCACGUACCGCAUCAACGCCACAUACUCCAUCAAUGCCACAUGCUCCAAGAAAUAAUUUUAUUGAAAAUCUAUUGAAAAUUUUCGUGGUUUUGGUGUGCCUUGCGGUUCCUUCGACUGAUAUUUAUCACUUUAUUUGCAAGCAUGCUUUAUAUGCAGACUCUUGUGAUAUGAUAAAGUCUCAGAAUAGAGAUUUCAAUAAGUUUUAUGGUAUUGAUUAUUUAGAAAACCCGUUUAAACGAGUAAAUGCUGAUGAGUUCGGUUCUGACAUUAUAUAUAAACCUGUAUUACCACCAGCAAUCUUACAAUCAGAUCAUUCAGCAAAUUCAUUUUUACUAGUAGGAAAACUUGGAACUGGUAAAACAUUAUUGAGAUGUCACUAUUAUAAAUAUUUAAAUUCAAAUGAAUAUUUCAAAAUAUUAAUACAAAACGCACAAAUAAAUGAAUAUCUCGAAAGAUUUGUAAAAGUAGCAUUAUCCGAUGAGAAAUAUUGUGAAACUACAAAUUGUCUCGAUCGUUGGUCAGCAAAUGAAUUCGGUCAAUUACUUUUGUCUGUAUUAGUAACACAAUUGGUUAAUGGAUAUAAAGAAGAGCCAUUCAGUCUUCCAAAUAUUUCGCUGGACCGAAAAAUAGAUUUAAUAACUAUUUUAUGCUUUUAUUACAAUGGUCCGGGCGUGCAAAACUUAGAAAAUUUUGCUAACUCUAUUCUUAACAAAACAGACAAUGGUAUAUAUAGUGCAAAUAAUGCUGUUGUUCAAAUUCUUGAGCGAAAUGUUCAUCAAGAUAAGCCCUUUCUUACACAUUUAAAAAGAGAACUCAACAAGUUAAUCGUUCUUCGAAAUGAUAAUCAAAAUCUUGAAUUAUUAUUGCUCAUCGCUGAAAGUGAACAGUAUCAGAAUCCAAUCAUUGAAAGAAAGAUCUAUGAUAAUGUAGUUACGGAUUUAAUAUAUUUAACAGAAUUUAUGAAGAAACAUUUAAAGAAAACAGUUGUAUUUAUUAUCGAUGGUAUUGAUGAAAGUCAAUAUUUUUUAAAACAGGCUAAGGAUAACAACACAUUAUUGCCAUCGUUUUGUCGUUCGUCAGUGUCUCAAACGAUUCUUUCAGCUGUAAUGGCUCAUAACUUUUACUUAUCAUUAUUUUAUCCUGAAAUCGAUGGUUUAAAUCUACGAGAUGUCAUUAGUCGGAAUGAUAAAUUCCCAACAUAUGAAAUGAAUUGGAAUACAAAAUCGUUAAUAAAUUACGCUGAUUUUAUUCUUCAAGGCAUGAAUGAAAAAGCUUCAAGAUCUCGUUGUAAAUCAUUUACAGAUUUUAAGACACUCACAAAUUAUUCAAAUGAACGAAAUGCUAAUAUUAUUAAUAGAAUUUCAACUCCAAGAGUGCUUCAUUACUUCAUGAUUGAACUUAUCCGUGAAAUGAAUGCUUGUGCAAAUGAUGUUGAAGAACCUUUUAUAGCAACUUUUGAAAAUAUUGAUAAUGCUUUUAAUAAAUCUACUAUAUAA